AUGAACAACGAAAGGGCUCAGCUCCUUGAUUCACUCCACGAACUUUCAAAUAUUCUUGAAACAGGACUUGACCGCGAAACAUUAUCCAUUUUGCUUGAACUUACAGAAGCUGGAGUUAAUCCAGAAGCUUUGGCAGCUUUAGUUAAAGAACUUCGAAAGCAAAGGGAAGAGAAUGAUGAACAAACUCCAACAUUUUUUAGUUAA
Molecule: messenger RNA, 204 nt
Organism: Trichomonas vaginalis G3
Lineage: Eukaryota; Parabasalia; Trichomonadida; Trichomonadidae
Product: mitotic-spindle organizing gamma-tubulin ring associated family
Exons: 1
Coding region: 1-204 (67 amino acids)
Biological process (GO): gamma-tubulin complex localization; mitotic spindle assembly; microtubule nucleation by interphase microtubule organizing center
Cellular component (GO): gamma-tubulin ring complex; interphase microtubule organizing center; spindle
Source: RefSeq, a predicted model, not a curated record